This is a messenger RNA of Darwinula stevensoni, 1507 nucleotides long. NCBI's taxonomy places the organism in Eukaryota, Metazoa, Arthropoda, Ostracoda, Podocopida, Darwinulidae. The record is from the annotation of a GenBank genome assembly.
ACUGAAUGGCAGCCAUCAUCGUCUGUCCACGUGGUGGGGAGGCAUCGGCAGCGGUCUCGGUUUUUUGACCUCGUGGACCUUUAGCGUGAUUUUACGGGAAACAUGAUUCAUAGCGUUUUCAUCAUCAACAAAACUGGAGAUGUGUUUAUGGAGAAACACUGGAAGAGUGUGGUGCCGAGGUCAGUGUGUGACUACUUCUUCGAUGCACAACGGAAGAGCACCACCCCCGACGACAUUCCCCCUGUGAUUGCGACCCCUCACCACUAUCUCAUCAGCAUCUAUCGAUGUUCCCUCUUCUUUGUUGCUGUCUCGCUCACUGAAGUGCCUCCUUUAUUUGUGAUCGAGUUCUUCCAUCGUGUUGUGGACACAUUUGAGGAUUACUUUGGAGAGUGCAAUGAGACCAUCAUCAAAGAGAAUUACGUUGUGGUCUAUGAGUUGCUGGAUGAGAUGCUGGACAAUGGGUUCCCAUUGGCCACAGAGAGCAACAUCCUCAAGGAACUCAUCAAGCCCCCAAACAUACUGCGUACUCUCAAGAACACUAUCACUGGAGAUUCUAACAUGAGUUCAACACUACCAAUGGGCCAGCUGUCUAACAUCCCCUGGAGACGGCAAGGAGUUAAAUACACAAACAAUGAGGCUUACUUUGACGUCAUCGAGGAAGUGGAUGCCAUCCUUGACAAGUCUGGUGGGAUUGUCAAUGCCGAGAUCCAAGGAAGGAUUGAGUGCUGUGUGAAGCUGAGCGGAAUGCCAGACCUCACACUGUCGUUUGUGAAUCCCCGCCUUGUUGAUGAUGUCAGCUUCCAUCCUUGUGUUCGCUAUCGACGCUGGGAGUCAGAGAAGGUGCUGUCAUUCAUCCCACCAGAUGGGAACUUCAUCCUGAUGACAUACCAUGUGGGUGGGAUGAAUGCUUUCCCCAUUCCCGUCUAUGUUCGUCAUCACAUCGGGCUGCGUGGGGAGCCUGGCGGGGCACGGCUGGACAUAACCAUUGGGCCUAAGCAGACCAUGGGACGCUUGUUGGAAGAUGUGAAGCUGGAGAUGCCAAUGCCCAAGGCGGUGCUGAACUGCAUGCUGACUCCAUCCCAAGGUCGCUAUUCAUUUGACCCUGUGAAGAAGGUCCUCUUCUGGGAUGUGGGACGCAUUGAGGCUGGCUCUGUCCCCAACAUUCGUGGCACAGUGAGCUUACAAAGUGGAGCCCCUGCCCCAAAGAGCAACCCAAGCAUCAACCUCCAGUUCACGCUGACACAGCUGGCUGCAUCUGGGUUGCGAGUGAACCGGCUGGACAUGUAUGGGGAACGCUACAAGCCCUUUAAGGGGGUGAAGUAUAUCACCAAAGCUGGCUACUUCCAAGUCAGGACAUGAGAGCUUGCCAUGUCCCUGUUUGGCUUGGCUUGGUACAUAUUUAUCAUGUAUUGUGUUUUCUUCAUUUUUGAAGGUUAUCAUUCCAAAUAUAUGAGGUUCUUCAGUCUAUGCGAUCACCUAUUUGCCAGUAAUGCAGUCUGAGAUGGAA